Hirundo rustica (Barn swallow) is the source of this 4292-nucleotide messenger RNA. It is a transcript of the gene INSYN2A, whose product is annotated as inhibitory synaptic factor 2A. Gene Ontology annotation, biological process: inhibitory postsynaptic potential. The record is from RefSeq and is a predicted model, not a curated record. Lineage: Eukaryota; Metazoa; Chordata; Aves; Passeriformes; Hirundinidae. Gene Ontology annotation, cellular component: postsynaptic density. Bases 130 to 1638 code for a protein of 502 amino acids. The transcript is spliced from 5 exons.
GCGGGGCGGCUCGGCGGCUCGGCGGCAGAUGCGCCCCGGCGCCCAGGCUCUGACGCCCAGCUCGCCCCGGCGGCUGGAGGGAGAUGCUCGCCCGGAACGCCGCUUCUGCGUGAGGAAGCACAAGGCAUCAUGGUGAGUAAGGAGCCCAGCAAAUGUUUACUCACCGCCUCGGACAGCGACGUCGAGCCCGCGGCUUCCCUGGCGCUGGAGAUGAAAUACGCGCUGGAUCCCAACCGGCAGAUCAAGAAACGGAACAAAGCCCUCCAGGUGAGGUUCAAGGAUAUCUGCGAGGCCCAGAACGAGCAGAGGGACAAGCAGCUCUCCACCUCCUCCACGCAGGACCCUGACAAGAAGGAGGCCAAGGCCAUCUCCUACAAGACGGCCUAUCGCAAGUACAUGACGGUGCCCGCCCGCAGGUCCAUCCCCAACGUCACCAAGAGCACAGGAGUCCAGACUUCCCCUGAUCUCAAAAAGUGCUACCAGACCUUUCCCCUGGACCGGAAAAAAGGGAAUAUUCUGAAAAGCGCCUCGACUGUGGACACGUUACCGAGCGAGAACAACGGGUUCCUGAUCGAGGUGAAGGACAGGGAGGGCCGGGGCUCGGGCGAGGCCGCGGCGUGGGGCAGGAAGGCCGGCAGCCUGCAGACGGCCGAGUUCAUCUCCCACAUCUCCGAGCGCGCCGCGCAAGACAACGGCGCCGAGGCCUGGAAAAGCAGCGAUUUGCACAGUUCUCCCAAAGAGCCGCCUCCUCCUCUGCCCAGCUUGGCCGAGCCCGGCGAGGAGGAGCGGGCGCGGCCGCCCGGCCGGGGCAGAGCGGCGGCGGCGCGGCUGGGGAGCGACGAGGCCGCCCAGCCCCUCCACGGGAGGGUCUUCAAGACUGAAGUGGCCACCGUUUACCUGCCGGCCUCGCAGCCCGACCUGCCCGGCCUGGGCGACUGGGGGCCGUGCCCCGAGGAGGACGACAAGAGGACGGUGCAGCUGAACGGGGUGCAGCCCCCGGCCGGAGAUGCCCGAGCGUGCGCGGCGAGGCCGCAGUGCCCGGCCCCCGAAUGUAGUGACCAGAGCCUGCAGGUCAACGUUGCGCCCAUGGAGGAGAGCCAGCCCUGCCGGACGGCUGUGGCCGUGAGCCAGGAAUGCCAACAAAUCGUGCCUCACACCGAAGUUGUGGACUUGAAAGCGCAGCUUCAGAUGAUGGAGAGCCUGAUCAGCUCUAGUCAGGAGACCAUCAAAGUGUUGUUGGGUGUUAUACAGGAGCUAGAGAAGGGAGAAGCUCACAGGGAAGGGCUUUCCUAUCGCACCGGUCAGGACACGGCCAAUUGUGACACAUGCAGGAACAGUGCAUGUAUUAUCUACAGGAAAGGAUGCACUAUAAAGGAGAACAGGAGUCUAUACAUGCAACAGGAACUUGAUGAAAUUCAUCUUUUCCAUGGUAAAAGUGGCCAGGAACAGCUCAGCGUGGAAUUGGAUUUUAAACAGCAAGAAGAUAAACUACAGCCAGUUUUGAGAAAACUUCAUCCUAUUGAGGAAACUCAGGUUGCACCUUUGCCUUAUUCUCAGGAGAGCUACUCCUCUACUCCCAAGCAAAAAUCCAAAACUGAAUCAAAAAAGCAUGGAAGAUGGAAACUCUGGUUCCUUUAACCCAAGUCCAUCACGUGUGGAGUUCAAGGCCUUCUUUGACAAAUGUCUGGAGUUCUCUCCAUCGUCUCUGACGGGAUCUUGGUGGAAGGAGCGGUGUCCUGGCCAAGGGCAGCGCCCAGCUCUCACCGUGCGUACCAAAAAGGCCUUUGUACCGACGGACUCACGCCCAGGAGCGCGGGCCUGGGGAGCUCCCGCCCUCUUCUACUCGCGGGUUGCCAAUGUGGGAUGUAAAACCUGAAUGGAAAUUCGGACAAAGAUGGGAAGUAAAAACUGUUUCCCUCCCCUCCUCAGAUCCGAAAGCGUCGCGCUCCGACCCGGUGAAGCGUAGGCUGGCAUCCUGCUCCCACAGGAAUGGUGAAAGCCUUUUGGGGGUCUGGGUUGUUGUAUUUGGGCAGCAACGAGGGGGAAAAACAACAAGCAAGCCUUAUGUUUGCAACGGUGUUCGGUUUUACAGCUCCAUGUUGAUCGGAGAGUGCAGUUUUCAGCACAGAAUUCCUGGACAAAGCACAAUUUUUCCCGUGGCCCGAGGCCGCGCUGAUCUCCGAGACGUGACUGUGGUGUAUUCUCUGCCUUCAUGCGAUGUAGACUCCAACCAAGCUCUCACAUUUCAACAUCAUUUCUGGUUUAGCUGCGUCCUCACCACCAGAAGAACCACUCUGCUGCUCAGCCCCAGCGGGGCAGCGGCCAGAAACCUCCCAAAAAUCAGGCCCAGCCUUUAAAGCACCUCCAGCUCACAGGGUCCAGGCCAUGGGACGACACCUCGGAAAGGUCUCAGCCACACAGGAACAAAACCCGACCCCAAAACAGACCCUUCCCGAUCCGCAGCGUUGGCCUUUGCCAUGGGUUAGCAUUUUUUUUGUAACGGUCUUUGGAAAACCUCUCCACUACUGCAGAAGGCACCAGAAGAUGUCGAGGCUGCAGCACUGCUUGGAAGGAGCUGAAAUUUUAAAUGCUGUUUAUUCAGCUUCUCAGAUGGGUCUCCCAGCUUACCAUAAUUUGUAUCUCGAUCUAUUAAUUGUACUCAGUAAUUGAAAUACUUAGGGGAGAAAUGUGAAUCAGAUUUUUCCUAAUUUGGUUUGGGGGAUUUUUUUGAAAUUGCUGACUUAUAAACUGCAACUCUUCCUUUAAGUACUUGCUACUAUCAUUAAACUUGCAUCUAAAACGACCACUGGUGGAAAAAUUCCUCGUGCUAGAAGUGGCCAGGGAGUGGGAAUAUCUAGUCUUUUGUUUUGGUUUGGGAUUUUUUUCCCUAAGGAUUUCAGAUAAUUUGAGUGUCAUGUGACAAACUGGGUUUGAAAUUGCAUCCCCUAUAGCAGCAGGAAGGUACAAAUUCUUCAGCCUUUACGUGCAAGGACCGUGAUCAUUAAUUUGCACAUACCAAAAAUAUGAGGAAGUGUGUUUCUUUUACACUGUUUCUCCUCUUAGCUCAGCAUCCAAUUUACUCCUGAGAGGAAGCUAGAGGAAAAUAACUUAAUUUUUUUCCCCCAAAGAGCAAGAAAAGCAAGUUCAAAUGGGAAAGGAAACGCAGAAGACGCCUCUGGCCAGCUCAAUAUUUGCAGUAAACCUUCAAGAGGGCUACGAGCUCUUGCAUAGAAGCAAAUCCUGAAAUCUUCUGGUGGGAGUUAAAGAAUAAAGGAAGGUGAUACUGCAGGAAGGAAGUGCCAUUGUUUCAUGUGGAAAAAAUCCCCAUGUUUCAUGUAUUUUAUAUUGUUUUUAACUAAAAUAUAGAACUGUUUACAAGACAGCCCACAUGACAUGACUUAGAAAACCCAAAUAUUUCCAAACAGAAAAAAAAACCAAACUUUUUUUUUUUUGUCUAAGCAGAAAGGAAUCUCAAAAAAUAGGCAGAACAAGGAAAAUACAGCAGUAUUCAUUAUUAAAAUAACGUUAAUAACUAAUACACUCCUCCAUGCUAACAGGCCUAGUGUUUGGGGUUUUUUAAAGAAAUGAAACCAAGCAUCUUUCCAUGGCAGUCAAUUCCCAAAUCCUCAGUGCCACCCCUCAGCAGCUUUGUGUGUGCAGGGACCCUGCCACAAACCCGACCUGUCUGUGAUUCCUGACUGACCCAUUGCUCCUGGAAUCACGGGAAAAGAGGGAGGAAACUCCGACUGGAGAAACAAAGAGCUCAAAGGGAAAGUUCUCACGGCGUGUUCUGUACAUGUCCAGGCUAUUUUCUUAAGAAGUUGCAAAGUUUUUAAUUUUUUACAUUUUUUUAAACCUGGGGAAAGCUGACAUUACCAUAGAGUCUUGCUUCCGACUGACAUCUGGUGUUCUCUCCUACCCUCCGAUGUACUUUGUAAUAAAAUGUUUUUGCAAGUGUGUAAAAUGUAUCAUAAUUGUAUUGCCUUUAGAAUCACUCAGGCUCAGGUUAGAUAGACACCAAGAGAGAAAAAAAAACCCCUAACUCUUUAGAGCUUUUAGUUCAAUGUGACAGAGCUAUUUUCACCCUCAUGUAGAAGAUCUUGGAGGUUCUAAUGAGGAAAAUGCAUUUUUAUUUUCAGUGUGGCUUUGCUGGAUUCACUGGCAGUCCCCUGCACUUCAUACACUGAUUUUCUAGCUGAACAUCUCCCAUCUUCUGCUUCAAAAUACUUUUUAGCCAAUAAAUACUGCAGUGAUUUUAUAUCCCUUGCUCUUUGCUGAGUCCUUAUAAUUUC